CAUAAGUAGGAUCCCCGCACGACCCCGCAAGCAACUCCCCAAGCGGGCAUCAAUCUGGACAUUCAUCCCCAAUGGCAUUCUCCUACGUAGCCACCGGUUCCAUCCUGUUCUUCCUCCUCCUGGCCGUCGUCGACGCGGAGCCAACGCCUCCGUCCCCUGCGGCUGCGGCGACGGCGCCGUCGACAGGGUCGCUUUCCCUGCAGGACGCGUGCAAGCAUACGGCGGAGCUCUACGACCUGUGCAUGGCGACGCUGUCCCCUGACAGAGACUCGGAGACGGCGGACGCGGUGGGGCUUACCCGGGUGGCCAUCCUUGCGGUCCAGAAGAACGCGUCCGAGACGGUCACGUUCCUCUCCAGCAUCGACGAUGACGAGAGCCUCAACAAGACGGCCGAGCUGCAGCAGUGCCUCGAGGACUGCGGGGAGAGGUACGAGUCGGCGGUGGAACAGCUGACGGACGCGACGAUGGCGCUGGACGCGGGGGCGUACAAGGAGUCGCUGGCGCUGGUGGCGGCGGGGCAGGCGGAGGUGAAGCUGUGCCAGAGGGGGUGCCAGGCCGUGCCCGAACACAAGAAAAUACUCUUGGCGCGCAACACCGAGGUCGACCGCCUCUGCACCAUGGUGCUCGCUCUUGCCACGCUCAUCCGACGGUGACCGCGCGGCCUCUGCGGCACCAGCAUGGCAUGCAUAGCCUUUUUUUUUUAUGCUCGCGGUAAUUUAGGCUAUGAUGACAAUUGUCUUUGAAGAAUGUAAAUUAAGAAAAGAACCACGACAUCAGGUCAUGUUAGGUAUUGUUGGUUUGUUUUAGUGAUGUGGGUAAGAGGCACGAAGUACAUAUCUUGAUUAAGAAAUUACAGUUGAAACUCAGAAAAGGCAUGACUAUCAUAAAC
Molecule: messenger RNA, 889 nt
Organism: Brachypodium distachyon (stiff brome)
Lineage: Eukaryota; Viridiplantae; Streptophyta; Magnoliopsida; Poales; Poaceae
Exons: 2
Coding region: 72-653 (193 amino acids)
Molecular function (GO): enzyme inhibitor activity
Source: RefSeq, a predicted model, not a curated record